AUGAUGCACACAGGCCGGACAACGAGAGGCCAGCACGGCCAUCUCGCAAACCUCCGCCCCGUCCGAUGUCCAGAUCUCCGCCAUCCUCCGCCCUCCUCCCUCCGUCCUGCGUACUCCCUCCUCCCCGAUGCCAGGAUUGACUCGCCUUCCCUCAAAUACGCCCGGUCCGGCAGGGCAAGAGCGUUUCCUCCUCAUCUCGAAGAACGGAGCCCUCCUCCUCUGCCCAGGAUGCUGACAGCCCGCAGCCCAGUCGACGACGACAACGACAACGACAACCCCGUUGGUUACGAUCAAAUGACCAUUGACGACGAUGACGAGCAACUCAGCGACGACCUCAUGCCCGUACUCGAUGGGUUUAUUGGCGCUGUCAGCCGCAACUUCGACCCAAGCGCAUCGUAG
Molecule: messenger RNA, 399 nt
Organism: Polychytrium aggregatum
Lineage: Eukaryota; Fungi; Chytridiomycota; Chytridiomycetes; Polychytriales
Exons: 4
Coding region: 1-399 (132 amino acids)
Source: RefSeq, a predicted model, not a curated record